This is a messenger RNA of Anopheles merus, 1147 nucleotides long. Its product is annotated as selenoprotein H-like. NCBI's taxonomy places the organism in Eukaryota, Metazoa, Arthropoda, Insecta, Diptera, Culicidae. Gene Ontology annotation, cellular component: Golgi apparatus. The record is from RefSeq and is a predicted model, not a curated record. The transcript has 2 exons.
UUUCUUAACUGCCAGCGACACGCAGUUUGGUUUAGCAUCCAUUCGGUUCCAUCGUUCGAUCUUUAGCUGUGUCGUUCCAGGACUGCUAUGGGUUCGUGAUCAGUUCCUAGACCAUAUCGGGUUCCUUUUUUCGUAUAUUUCAGAGUAAAGGGGGAUCCAAUAAAUUUAGCUGCGUCGUAGCUCUCUACGGCUAGUCCACCAGUGUCCCACGAAUAACACAAUCGUGCAACUCACGGAAAUCAACAAAAAGUAUUUAAAAUUUCUCAUUAGCGAGUUGUUUUGUUCGUUAAAAUAUGUGCGCGUUUUCAAGCGCAAUUUUGACAUUUACCUGUCAACUUCGCAAACCGGUUUGUGCCCGUGCGUGCGCGCCAAAGCAGCAGCAAUAGCAGCAUACAAUCCAUUCGUGUGUAAAGCCUUGAUCUGGAAAGCACGCGGCAAGCGUACAAUACUGCGUAAAAACAGGCCUGUCGGACGAAACAAGGCCACUCCGGUUGAAAAAAUGGCUCCACGCCGUAAACGUGCAGCUGCAGCCAAGUCCACUGAGACAGCGGCCAAGAAAGCCAAGCCAGAGGAAUCUGCUUCGACCCCGGUGGAAGAGUCCCAGGACGGGGCUUACGUCUUCAUCGAACACUGUAAAUCAUGAUCCGUGUUCAAGCGCAAGGCCGCAGAGGUCCACUCGGGACUCUGCGAACUUGCGCCGGAACACAAGUUCCAGCUUGUGUUGAACGAGGAUGGUAAACCGCGCCGCGGAGCAUUCGAGAUUUCCAUCGCCAAGACCAAGGACGGCGAGAAGGUGCUGGUAUGGUCCGGUUUACCCAAGGGACCGCCGAGGAAGGAUAAGUUCCCGGAACCGAAGACCAUCCUGGACGAUGCGCUGAAGGUGCUGAAGAAGUAAGGCACCUGGGAUGUGCCAUUACUGGUAGAUGGGGAGCAGUAUGGGGUACUGCGACAGUGUGCUCACACGCUUUAAUUUCUUCGUAUCGCUAUGCCGCAUGACGAAGCCUGAGCAAGCCCCACGUGGGACUCGAGCCUUUGAAGCUCUGCUGGCGUUUCGGUAGAAUGGUGCAGCACACUGUCGCCUUACCACGCGUACCGCCCCGUUACAGAGUACAAAGUUGCGAAAUAAACUCAGGGUUACGUUUGUGUA